Closterium sp. Naga37s-1 is the source of this 468-nucleotide messenger RNA. The record is from the annotation of a GenBank genome assembly. NCBI's taxonomy places the organism in Eukaryota, Viridiplantae, Streptophyta, Zygnematophyceae, Desmidiales, Closteriaceae.
AUGGAGUUGAUCAUGUCCCGUGCGAAAGGUCCGGUGUACGCCACUAAGGCCGCUGCUUACGACGAGGAAGAGCGCGACGAACCCCAGGUGAACGACGAGCUGGUAGCUAAGGCGGGUGCUCAGAAGGCGAUCGUGGAAACAUAUCGCCAGGAGAACGAGCGUAGGUCGGCUGGACUGAAGGACUUCCUCCCCAAUCCCUGCAGCAAGGGGCAGUUCGCGUGUUCCGGGGAUCAUGCAGCUCUCGCCAGGCAGGCACGGGUGGUGCAGCGUUCGAUCAACGCCACCCAAGUUAAGCGCGAUGGAGAGUGCAUAGGCAUCGGGAAGCUGUGCAUCGUCGGAUGGGCCGACAUUUCUGACGAGGAGCUCGAGGGGGAUGAGCUUGGUGACCUGUCCCCUGAUGAUGUUGUCCCCACCAGUGCUCAUCGCAGGGUUCAUGAUGAGAACCAGGUGCAGGAAGAACUGUAUUAG